Carcharodon carcharias (great white shark) is the source of this 873-nucleotide messenger RNA. Its product is annotated as H-2 class I histocompatibility antigen, Q9 alpha chain-like. NCBI's taxonomy places the organism in Eukaryota, Metazoa, Chordata, Chondrichthyes, Lamniformes, Lamnidae. The record is from RefSeq and is a predicted model, not a curated record. Gene Ontology annotation, cellular component: external side of plasma membrane. Gene Ontology annotation, biological process: immune response.
AUGAUUGGACUAAUGGUGAUCAAUCUGUGUAGAGGGGUCUCUGCAGUCUCUCAUUCUCUCCGGUAUUUUUUUACCUCAAUGACCCCGAUUCCCGGCCUGCCAGAGUUUGUUGGUGUUCGUUAUGUGGAUGAGGUGCUGAUAGUUCGUUAUGACAGCGAUCAAAAGAUGGUGCUCCCUCGGCAGCAAUGGAUGGCUGAGAGCGAAGGCCCUGAUUACUGGGAACCGGAGACACAGAAGCAGCGGCGCAUGGAGACAGAGAUGAAGUCCUGUGUUCAUACCCUUAUGACGCGGAGCAACCAGACGGGUGGGUUGCAUGCUUACCAGCUGAUUUACGGCUGUGAGUUGCGUGAAGACAACAGCAUGCAAGGAUAUGUCUUUUAUGGCUGGGAUGGGCGUGAUUUCAUCAGCUUCGAUAGGUAUCACAUGGCCUGGGUACCUGCAGUAAUCUGGGGAAUGAUCACCAAGAAUAAGUGGGACCAGGAUGUGGACCUGAACGAAAAGUGGAAGCACUACCUGGAUAAGGAAUGCAUCGAGCAGCUCAGAAAAUUCCACUCUGUGACCAUCUAUUCCCCCCAUCUGAGUAAUUCUAACUAGCUGUUGUGUUUUACCACUGGGUUUUACCCUCAAUACGUUGAUGUGACUCUGCGAAAAGGUGGGGUACCCGUCGAUGUGGUCCAUUCUAGUGGUGUCCAGCCCAAUCACCAUAACACCUUCCAGAUCCACAAACUUUCAGAGAUCAAUCCCAUGGACCAGGCCAACUUCUCCUGUGUGGUGAACUACAGUGGGCUGCAUGGCAUGAUGGUUGUGUUUCUUGGUCAUCUACAGAGGGUGUCCGCUUACAAACCAGAACUGAUGGAAAAAAUUAAGAAAUGA